Molecule: messenger RNA, 1149 nt
Organism: Priceomyces carsonii
Lineage: Eukaryota; Fungi; Ascomycota; Pichiomycetes; Serinales; Debaryomycetaceae
Exons: 1
Coding region: 1-1149 (382 amino acids)
Biological process (GO): protein K48-linked deubiquitination
Cellular component (GO): cell periphery; cytosol
Molecular function (GO): cysteine-type carboxypeptidase activity; cysteine-type deubiquitinase activity; K48-linked deubiquitinase activity
Source: RefSeq, a predicted model, not a curated record
AUGGCUUCUAAUGUCCCUGUGAUUAAGUUUGGGAUUAGGGAAAUAACAUGGUCAGAUUAUAAUUUUAAGACCCCUAUUUUAUUGCAAGACCAAAAUGGCCCAUGCCCAUUGAUAGCAUUAAUCAAUACUUUACUUUUAAAACAUGAAAUUCUCAAUAAAAACACGGUGUUUGACGGCUUACUGUUUGAUGACAUACAAAUUGCUAAAGUUAAAAAUGUUGAGAGUUUAAAAGAUUUCUUGAGAUCUAGAAAGCAGGAUGGCAUUGAGCUUGAGGAGAUCUUAGCCAGGACGGGAGAUUUGUUAUUAGUAUUUGGAAACGAUAAAUCAUCCGAAUUUAAUGUCGAUAAGCUAUUGGAAGGCUUGCCUAAACUUCAUACUGGGUUAUCUGUAGAUCCUGACCUUACAAACGGUACGUUUCCUAAUGGGGAUAUUUCUAGUCAGUUAUUCAAAAUCUUUGAAUUAAGACUAAGACACGGCUGGUGUAUUGAUGAAAUAAAAAUAUCUUCGAAAGACCAAAAUGACAUACAGUUGGAGGUAUUACGCCUUCUACAUGAUUUGAAGACUUUUGAUAAAGUUCAAGAUUUUCUUUUGCUUGACGUAAACGAAUUGAACGAACCAAAUGAGGAAGAAAAACAAAGGAUUAGACGGGAUCAGAAUUUAGUAAAUAAGUGGCUUAAGGACAAUCAAAGUCAAUUGACCACAAUCGGAUUAGGAAGAUUAAAUUCAGAAAUGGAAGCAGAGCAGUUGGUGGUGUUUUUUAGGAACAAUCAUUUCAACUCACUUUUCAAGAAAUCAGACCAUGAAUUUUAUCUUUUAAUCACCGAUGAUUCAUUUCGUGAGACACCUAUAGUAUGGCAAUCUUUGAAUUCGGUGAAGGGAAACGAGGAUUUGUUCUUCGACGGUGAGUUUUGUCCUAUCUUCGAUACAAACAUAACGGCCAAAGAGUCUUUAGAUAAUGAUUAUUUACUUAUGAAGAAGUUACAGGAAGAAGAAGAUAUACACCUCGCAAAAAAACUUCAAAAAAAUUAUCAUGAAUCCGAAAAGGAGAAUGGAAAAUUGCUUAAGAAAAACAUUUCUCAAAAGAGUUCGACAUCGAGCCAGAAAGAGACUAAAAAGGAGAAAAAGCUGAAAUGGAAAUGGUUUAAGUAG